GUCAUAUAUGAAUACUAGCGACCGAUGGACAGCGGCGACAGAGUUUUAGUGUUCUUCGUUCUAAGCUAACAUCGUUCGGGACUGCAGACGAUAACAUGAAGGAUCAAGUCGAAGCAGGCCCUCCACUCUCUCCAGAAAGUCCAACUAAAAGGAAGGUUCAAUUUGCUGAUGUUUUCGGCCAGUCUUUGGUGUCAGUGAAAAUGAUCACGCCAAACAACAGUCUGGAAGACCUAGCUGUGAAAAAGACUGAUCAAAUCAAUUUUUUACGCUGUGACUUCCAACAACCUUCAUCUCUCGCAAGCUUUCGGGGUCGCCUUCAACGACAGAAGGUCUGUCUAGAAAAUAUUGCAUUUUCAGGGUUUGCUGUAACUGGAACGGUGCUCGUAAAAAAUAUUUGUUUCGCAAAGGAUGUGACAGUUCGUUAUUCUACGGACAAUUGGAAGACAUACAAAGAUGUCUGGGCUGACUAUGUAAACCAACUCGAUGGUGGAAAGGAGGACAGGUUUCAGUUUCGCAUCUAUUUGCUUCAUAGUAUUCAUGCUGGAUCAAGCUUUGAGUUUGCAGUGAGAUUUCGAGCCGGCCAGACACAAUACUGGGACAACAAUGACAAUGAAAACUAUCGUGUCAUAUGUGUAAUGGACCCAACGCAUGUGAAAAAGAAUAAUCCUGGUACUGGAUAACGGAUGUCGCCAGACACCCGUAGUCUAGUUCGAUUAGUAUGUUGUAUUUUAGGAGUUUCCAAAUCUCAAGCCUAUUUUCUGUGGUGGAGGGGCUGCAAGAAUGAGAUUAUUCAGUUUUGAGAUCACUGAGUGUACUUAUACACUUUGCCUGGAAAAUAAAUCAGCCAAAAGAAAAAGGAGUGUGGUUCAUCAGUUCCUACUAGUAUGGCCCUGCAAGCCACCCAAUCAGCAAUCAACAAAUGGACGAAAAACUGCCGGCAAGUGACAAAAGCGGAGCAACAGAGCGCGCCUUCACAGAAAAAAAAACAGAAUCCCAAACUGGCUCAAUCUCAUUGAACCAGGCCAAAGGAAACUGUCAGUAUAAUGAUAAUAAUAAUUAUAUUUAUUGGGAAGAAAGCCCCAAUGUAUGUGGAGUCCAACUCUAAUGAAGGACUAUAUAAAACAACAUUUUUUGACUCGAAAAGCCACAAGCUUUUUUUGGCGUCAAUGAAAACCAUGUAUAAAGAUAUGUAAAGGAUAAAAAUGUAUGCAGCCAGAGGACUAUUUGAAUUAUUUGUAGACCAUAAGGGCUAAGCUAUCCCUAUGCUCAUGUAUGAUAGGAUGUAUACAUUUUAUUCAUACAUACAUAAACUAUAUAUUAUGUUAUAUAUAUAUAUAUAUAUAUAUAUAUAUAUGUAUAUAAUUUAAAUAUAGUUUAAAACUUUCAUUCGGUUUUCAAACAAAGUGCUCAAUGACAGCUAUAGUCAGAGCAGUGUAAAGUGAAAAAGACAGAAACAAACUACUAUAAAAUCAUAUUUUUUAAAAUGAAUAUAUAUUUCAUUGUAACUUGCCUGACGAGUGUGAUCAUCUCAUGAUCAUACGAAACUAGCUAGUCGCAAUAAAACAAUGAAUCAUUUA
Molecule: messenger RNA, 1577 nt
Organism: Actinia tenebrosa (Australian red waratah sea anemone)
Lineage: Eukaryota; Metazoa; Cnidaria; Anthozoa; Actiniaria; Actiniidae
Product: protein phosphatase 1 regulatory subunit 3C-like
Biological process (GO): regulation of glycogen biosynthetic process
Cellular component (GO): protein phosphatase type 1 complex
Molecular function (GO): protein phosphatase 1 binding; glycogen binding
Source: RefSeq, a predicted model, not a curated record